AUGCAUGACCAUUUAAGAGAUUUGGGAAGAGAAAUUGCAAAUCAACAGUCACCUUACCGUCUUUGGUUUCCACACCAGAUUAUUAAAAUUUAUAAUCAAACACAGAGUAUCCGCAUUCGAGGAAUAUCAUCUACAACAGCUGGAUCCACAAGUGGGUCUGAGGAGUUUCCACGAUGUUCGCUGGGUGGGGAGGUCAUGGUUGACACAAACCGAGGACCAUAUAGCCUCGCACCAUCUUCGCUUGGACUGAAAAUUUUUCAGACAAAUCUUCGCUCAUUUAUUUCAUUGGCAAAUUUGAGGGUAUUAGAACUCCAUGAGCAGCAAGCUGAUAGUCACUUAGAAGAGCUAUGGGAGACUGACAGUGAUGCUCCAGUGCAGUUAAGAGGAUUGAUUAUUUCCGGUUGUUAUAACUUCAAGAGGUUUCCAGAUUCAAUAGGUUGUCUGAGUCAUUUGAAAACAGUCGUCCUUAAGAGUGCCAGGUCCCUGAGGGGUCUCCCGAAAGAAUUUUGCCUUCUACGAUGGCUGGAGCAUCUGCAAAUCGAAUGGUGUGUUAAGCUGUCAUCACUACCUGACAGUUUCGGCAAUUUGAACAACCUGCGGCAUCUGGGUUUAGAGGGAUGCCAGCAAUUGAGUACAUUGCCACACUCUUUUAAGGACUUGAUAUUACUGGAACAUCUUGAUCUAAACCAAUGUGAUAAACUCACCUUAAGGUCAGACAUUCUGGAAAGCGUGAGAAAGCUCCAGUAUGUGAACCUUUCUGGGUGCAAGCAAUUGGAGGUUUUGCCCUCGAACAUCACAAAUCAGGAGUCGUUGAGAACUCUUGACUUACGUGGUUGCAGGAGCUUAUGGGAGGUGCCAAUGAACAUUGGUCAGCUGAGCAAGUUGCGAGUGAUGGAAAUAGGGAGUGAGCUGUUGACAAGCUUGCCUAACUCUCUGGGAGAUUUAUCGUCUUUGACUGAUCUCCGUAUUGAGAACUGUCCCAGGCUUGAGAGUUUACCAGACUCGGUGGGUUGUCUUAAUCUCUUAGAGAAUCUGUAUAUAAUCUUUUCAGGAGUAACAUCUUUACCAAUAUCAGUGAGGCAACUGAGUAAUCUACAUACACUGGCCAUAGACAACUCCUUAACGAGCGAAUUGAAUCUCGGGACGGGGUCAUUUACUUUUUCUUUAUGCCAACUAAAGUGUAUGUACCUAUCGUCAAUAAAAGUUCGCAAGAUUUCUAUCUCUCAAGACAGUUGUCCUGGGCUUGAGACUCUUCAAAUUCUAAAUAUUCACAAUCUCAGGGAGAUAGAAGUUCUGCCGACUACAAUUAAGGAAUUAGAUUUGAGAAGAUGUGGAAAUUUGAGGGACAUCAGGGGUAUUGCUGGUCUGGUAAGCAUUCGAAAGCUGAUAAUAGAAACGUGUCCAGAGUUGGAUGUGCUUCCCUGUUUUGCACAAUCAGCUUCUCUCCAAGAAUUUGUUUUCCGAGGUUGCUACGGAGUCAAGAAAAUACAAGGUCUGGAAUAUUUGUACAUGGCCUUAGACAAAUAUUGGCAUAAAUUGCAAGUAAAAAAAAAUCCCAUAACAUAG
Cryptomeria japonica (Japanese cedar) is the source of this 1566-nucleotide messenger RNA. Its product is annotated as disease resistance protein RUN1-like. The transcript has 4 exons. The record is from RefSeq and is a predicted model, not a curated record. Lineage: Eukaryota; Viridiplantae; Streptophyta; Pinopsida; Cupressales; Cupressaceae. Bases 1 to 1566 code for a protein of 521 amino acids.